Molecule: messenger RNA, 3846 nt
Organism: Liolophura sinensis
Lineage: Eukaryota; Metazoa; Mollusca; Polyplacophora; Chitonida; Chitonidae
Exons: 1
Coding region: 1-3846 (1281 amino acids)
Source: RefSeq, a predicted model, not a curated record
AUGAACGCUCUCAUCGUUACCAUCUUCUGCGUUCUCACACCCGUGGGCCACGGGCAGGGCUUGCAAACGCCUGGGCCCAAAGGCAAUGACCCGGCCAGUGUAAUAAUCGCCAUUCCUCCGCCUCCCGGAGUUAACUCGUACAAGAACCGGAUCCUUGUCCUUCCUUCAUCUAACAGCAUCGUCCGCUGGGCUGGCAAUUCCCGGGGCGCAGUUGCCGUGGAUCAGCCUGGUUCUUCCAUCGCGCGGCCCACCGGCAAUCCGGUGCAGUUAAAAGACGCUUUUGUGGCCCGUCCGUCCACAGACUGGGCGUCUGGACAAAAUCCAAUACAAGGUUCUCCCAAUAUCUCCCAGGGUAAAAUCCCAGUGUUCUGGCAGCAAUCGUCUGUAAUACAGAACGGUAAACGUCCUGACCCGCUUGACGCUUCAAAUAAAAGGAUCGUGACAUCAGAUAAAUCUGGAACAUCUGGCAACUCGCCCUCACAAGGAGAUGUGGGAAACUAUCGGCAAGGGUUACGAGCUACAUCGCAACAAGAACAGUCGACACAGCAACAAGCAUCACAAAAUGGCCUACAAAAAAGAGGAGAAAACCCUUCACAACAAGGACAGCAAAACUCAGCUCAACAGCAACAGUCGUUAAAUACCGCUCAACAAAAUACGGCCCAUCAAGAAGGAACCCACACUAGAAAUCAACCCUCUAGUAACACAGGCCAACAACAGGGCUGGAGAAACAUAGGUGUUCAACGGCCUGCUGAGACACCAUUACAGCAACGGGAAACGGGGAAUACCAGAGUAGUAAACAAACCUAAUACGCAGCCUCCGACCAGGGUUGACCCUGGUUCAAUCUUCUUCAAUCCAGACUCUCCUACCAAUGGACCAGCGAAUAACCCAGCAGGACCUAGUGGCAGGCCCUUGCGGCGUAACACAGGCCCUAUCAACAGGUCACCCGUGCAAACUGUUGCUGAGACGCCAACAGUUGUGAGGAAUCGACCAGGGUUUGUUCCCGCCGCACGAGUAUUUGUUCCCCAACAGACGAGUUCUGCUACCAACCACCAAACACUUCCCUCUUCUAAAAUCAACAACAACCAGCCGCCCUCUCGGUCAGUUAGCCAAACCGACAGACAGCCAGUAAAGCCCCCACCUGCCCCCGUAGAUACACCUAUUAUCCGGAACAGACCCAAUGCUGUAGUGUCAGGCAAGAUUGAGUACACUGGAAAGGCUAAUGCUCGCUCGGAUCCUUCCGUAGCAGUCGACAGAGGAUCAACAACGGGUAACCAGCAAACUAACCAAAAUCAACAACCACAACCAAACGUUGAACCACAGCCAACAAAGCAAAAGUCGCCUUCUCAUGUGGUCAAUAAUCAGCAUGACUCACGUGCUGGCCCAAGUGCACUGCGCUCAAUCUAUGGAAACGGAGGUAGACCAACCAAUCAAAAUCCGGGCCCAGUCCAAGACGGGCAGAACUGGAAUCAAGCAGCUAACCAGGCCACUAGGCCUGCAGAACAGCCUUCGCUGAACAGAGCAGGAAACCAGAGAUUUGGUGCGGCACCGUUUCCACAAGUUCCAACGACAAGCCAAGGACAAAUCCAUCCUACUUUACGGCAAUCACGGCCGACUGAGCGGCUCAACCCAGCAUCGCCAAACACAGCGGACUCUGGUCGAGGGAAUCCACCACAACGGGUUAUAUCUUUCCCAAACAACUUCGCUGCAAAUAACAACGCAGGGAAUCAAGCAACAGGAAACCCUGGUUUCAACACAGGUGCCACAGGCCGACGGCCAUCCGCGGUGAAUCCACUUCAACCAGUUUUUCCUCAAAUGAAUCCAGAAGUGAAUCCUAAUCAGGCACAGUUGAAUACAAACGGAUAUCCUCAGAAUAACAGAGGUAUGAACACGCCUGGCACUUCCGUUCAGCUCGGCAGUAUACCCAACAGCUUUCCUGCUGGCAUGGAUAUUCAACUCAUCCUCAAUCGUAUUGCAAGUCAGUACGAGCAAGCUCGAAGGAACCAGUUACGUAGCUCUAAUACGAACCCCAUUUCCUUAAAUGAACUUAACCGCGGUGUAGGUGCUCAAAACCCAAACGGCAUACCUGGUAUUAACUUGUUAGGUGAGCGAAAUAAUGCCGGGGGAGGGAACGGUAAUACUCCACAGGGCGGUGUACCAGUUAACCCCAUUGUGAACAACCCAGGUCCAAUUACACGAAGCAGGGAUAACCUACCUCAACCAGGCGGUCAACAAUUUCCUCACUUUUUCCCACAACAGCAAUCCAUUUUACCUGGGAGUCAAAGUGCGUCUGCUCAAGCCAUUCCUCCCGCGUGGACCGCACGUCCUAUUCCACCAAGCCGACAGACGAACUCUCCCAAUAGCCAGAGCGCGACUGGUAUGACGUUCCGACCGAACACCCUCAGAGCGUCUGUACCAGGAGGGGGAUUGCCACCAAACAACCGUAAUGGGCCAAUGUUUGGCCAGUCGUGGCCAGUGGACGCCGCAGGAAACAGAGGUACCGCACAGCAACCAGGCUUCUUUCCUAAUCAACCCGCAAAUAGGAAUGGAAUGCUCCUUCCGGCAUUACCAGCCAAUCCACCUGUGCUAAAUCUUCCGACCACAACUCCAGAGCCCACCGAGGCCCCAGAGAUAGAGCUGGAACCCACGCCUAACCCGACCCCCAUUCCUAGCAUCUGGCAGAGGCUAGGCUUCCGAACGAACUCCCAAGGAGCUUCUGGAUCUGGCCAAACUCAACCCGGUCUUCCUAACGUACCUUUCUGGAACAACAGACAACAAACCCCGGUGCCCAGACUAGACCGAACCGCUCAACCAAGGCCAAACCAAUUCUUUCCUCAGCGGCCUAGAGAUAGGCAACAAACACCGCUCCCAAACUAUCGGCAGGGGUUUCAACCACUGGCGGCUGAAGGACAGACAUCCCUUAGAAACAACGUGGCGCAAAAUCAGCCAUUUCCGCUGAACUCUCUCCAAUUUAGAAACCGUAAUGCUAACGGGACACCAAACCAGGCCGGGCCUUUGGCAAAUUCUGGCGCCAAUUCAUCAAACCAGAAUAAAAUAAAUCGUCAAUCACAGAACCCCUUAGCGGAAAAUUCUUCAAAUCAACCAAAUAACAGCGGAGGCGGUCCUCCACGCAGAGUUCAACCGGCUUGGAGACCUCCAACUGGCGCUGGACAGAAACAAUCAGGCCAGAUCGGCGCUGGACAGAGACAGCCGAACCAGAUCGGCACUAGACAGAGACCGCCAAGCCAAACUGGCUUUGAACAGAGACCCUCAAGCCAAACGGGCGCUGAGCAGAAACCUCCAAACCAAACCGGAGCUGGACAAAGAGUACAGACACAAGUCCCAAAUACUCUAAAUCAACAGAAUGCAAAACCAAAACCACCCGUCCGAUUGACACCAGAGAAUCAAAACAUUCAGCGGGCUUGGGUCCCUCCGUCUCGGAGCAGGGUGCCUCAAAUACAGCCUCCUCUAUUCGGAACCGCCCGUAAUCGGUUAAAUGGCCAACAGACGAACCGUGGAAACACCCCUCCACCCAACCGCGGACAGCAACAACGAGGGAGGUCUUCUGGGGGACAAGGUCACUCAAAUUCCAGUGCUGGUGUGAUCCGUCAGGGACAAACACCGAACGCCAAUCCCAUGUUCCACGGAAUGAAUCCAUCUCUCCUGGCUUUACUCAAUCGGCAGAGAAACUCUCAGAGCGGCGGGACGAAUCCAGCAUUCCCGGGUAUGCCGAAUGGUAUGUCACCACAGAUGGUUGGAAUGGCCCUCCUCAGACGGUAUCAAGACCGUAUCCUUUUGGUGUUUACGUGUACUACAGGGCUUUGGCUUAGCAGUUACAUUAAUAUUUAA